UUCUUUCUUUACAAUUCUUCAAAGACAUUGCCUAGCAAUGGAGAGUUGCUCCCUACAUUCACAAACUGUAACCACAGUUCCAUCUUCCCCUUCCCUAAGUGGGCUCAUUGAAAAACCUUUUGUACAUGGUCAGCUCAUCAAACUUCCCUAUUCCAAGAGUUACCCACAUGCCAGAAAGCUAAAAAUUUUUAAUGUCAGAGCUCAAGCCUCAGGCACAACAAAGGUCCAGUCAGAGGCAGUUGGAGCAGUGUCAAAGAAAGAAGAUUUGAAAGAUGAAAAUCUUGUAUUUGUUGCUGGAGCUACUGGUAGAGUUGGUUCACGAACAGUGAGGGAGCUUUUGAAACUAGGGUUCCAAGUCAGAGCUGGCGUGAGGAGUGCUCAGAGAGCAGAAACUCUUGUGCAAAGUGUUAAACAAAUGAAGCUAAAUGUUGAAAAUGCAAGUGAAGGAACUCAGCCUGUAGAAAAGCUUGCACUUGUGGAAUGUGACCUAGAGAAACGAGAUCAGAUUGGUUCAGCAUUAGGCAAUGCAUCAGUAGUCAUAUGCUGCAUUGGUGCCAGUGAGAAGGAGGUCUUUGAUAUCACUGGACCAUAUCGAAUCGACUACCUGGCUGCCAAAAACCUUAUUGAUGCAGCAACUGUUGCCAAAGUUAAACACUUCGUUUUACUUACCUCACUGGGAACAAAUAAGGUUGGGUUUCCUGCUGCUAUUCUGAAUUUGUUUUGGGGAGUCCUGAUUUGGAAAAGAAAAGCGGAAGAGGCACUACUAGCCAGUGGACUUCCCUACACUAUAGUGAGACCUGGAGGCAUGGAGCGGCCUACUGAUGCUUACAAGGAAACUCAUAAUAUAACCCUCUCACAGGAAGAUACUUUAUUUGGUGGCCAGGUGUCCAACCUUCAGGUGGCAGAGCUUAUGGCAGUCAUGGCCAAAAACCGCAGCCUUUCAUACUGCAAAGUAGUGGAGGUAAUUGCAGAGACAACUGCACCAUUGACUCCCAUGGAGGACCUUCUUGCAAAGAUACCAUCUCAACGUGCUGAAAUUUACUCACCAAAGGAAUCAGGUGCUGCAGGUGGGCCUGGUUCAUCACCAUCUAAGACUGUCGAGUCCAAGGAAUCAAGCACUCCCAUCAAGAAAGAUCCUUCUGUUGCAAAAGCAUUGGCAACAGAACCACUCUCCCCUUAUGUUGUUUAUGAUGAUCUGAAACCACCUGUAUCUCCUACUCCAACUCCACCUGUUGUUCAGAAAACUAUAAACAUUAUCAAUGAUGUACUUUCAAAGCCUGAUACUUCAGAUACUGAAACAAGUGCAACAGGGAUGAAAACUGGCACCACUGAGACAAAACCUGCCCCAGAAGAACGCCCAGUUAAAAGGCCUCUUUCACCUUAUGUUGCUUAUGAAGAUUUGAAACCACCUAGCUCUCCAUCCCCAGCACAAAGUGGUCCCAAAGUAACAUAAGGUGCCUCAACACCAGUACAAGUUGUUUCAACAUCUACUGGAGGCAACUACGUAGCAAAGACCAUUGUGACUGGUGUUAUUGAAAAGGUUCCUCCACAGAGUUCAACUUAUCAUGAUUCACCCUACCCUGUAUAUGAUGACCUUAAGCCUCCCACAUCACCGUCUCCUACUGUACCAACUACAUCACCCCUUCCAACAUUGGAGGUAGAUGGCCAUUACAACAUGGCUAAUUUGUCAAUCAACAACAUAGCUCAGUCUCCAACAGAAGAUAAACCAAGGGAGCAGCAUCACACAGGACCAAAUCCAAGUCCACUUUCUCCUUUUACUAUGUAUGAUGACUUGAAGCCUCCAACUUCCCCAAUCCCAUCCCCAAGGAGAUCUUAGAGAAAUAACUGCCAAUCACUUUCAACAAGAACCAUUGAAGUAUAUCGCAAUGUUGCAGUGUGGAGUCUAUACAGGUUUACUUGUAAUUAAUGAAGAGGCAAGCAACUGAGAUUCCGGGAGUAGCUUCUAAGGAUAAUUCUUGUUAAUGCCAACAUUAAUCCUUACCUACAAUUAUUCCUUUUCUACAUUUUUCUUCCUUUAAUUUUCUUUGCAAGAUGUGAAACAGCAAGUUCAGCUUGACUUAAUUGAAUAAUAAUAAAUCAUGUUUCUAAUAGUUUCUUAUAA
Molecule: messenger RNA, 2122 nt
Organism: Quercus robur (English oak)
Lineage: Eukaryota; Viridiplantae; Streptophyta; Magnoliopsida; Fagales; Fagaceae
Product: protein TIC 62, chloroplastic
Source: RefSeq, a predicted model, not a curated record